This is a messenger RNA of Bemisia tabaci, 4108 nucleotides long. RefSeq lists its product as uncharacterized. Lineage: Eukaryota; Metazoa; Arthropoda; Insecta; Hemiptera; Aleyrodidae. The record is from RefSeq and is a predicted model, not a curated record. Gene Ontology annotation, cellular component: plasma membrane. Gene Ontology annotation, molecular function: protein binding.
AAUAGUUCCUCUCAGUCCUGCCACAUACAAGUUCACAUUUUUUAUCAGUUUUCCUCCGGCUGGACUCUCAAAAUGAAGGCCUCUUCUAAAGUGUAUAUAUGUGUUGUGACAUACUUUGCGGCUGUAGUUUGCCACAUGGCAAACGGAAUGGAUUUGAACUGGAUCAAAGACUGUCCAAAAACAUGCAACUGUCAAGUCAGUCACUUUGACGAUUUGUCGAUAAGCAAAAGUCUGAAUGAGAUUGAAAGGAAAUUUCAGAGGGAUUCCUCCAACACCGUAGACAACAAUGAAGCUACCAUUCAGAAAAAUAGUGUGUUCUAUGAUAAGAAGCAGGCAGACAUUCUCAUGGAGGCUGCUCAUCCAGAACAGUCUUUUUUCAAUACAGCUAUCUGCGUUUUACAAGAGGGAGUAACUGUAGACGACUUUUUUACAGGGUUGCCAUUAGAAAUACAGGUACUAAAUGUGCUGCAGGGACCUGAAAGGGUUCCAAUAUCGAUUGAAACAACGCACCUGACGAAGUUCAACGAUUUACAGGUCUUCGAAAUUUUCGGCUUCCACGAUGAAAACCCUUUGAAGGAGGAAAAUCAGACAAAACUACUAUUUAAAGCUGAUUUCCCAGAUUUGGUUCCAAGCUUACGAUAUUUGCAUCUAGAAAAUGUGCGGCUGAGGGAAAAUUUAGAACUGAGCAACCAUAUUAACGUCAAUGAAGUUGAUGAUGCAAACUUUUAUUCGCGAAACGAUCAUGAUGCAAACGAGAUUUUAGAAUCAAACCUCUUGGAAAAAAAGUGGAGUUUCAAAAGUGGGAUAGACCCUCAAAAUAGUGGCCACUGGAUCAGAGACGAUAAUUCCAUACCUUCUGAGGACGAAUCAGAAAUGAAGCCUAGAAACAAACGAGCAAUCCAAACAACACAUUCCGCAGCAAAAUUAGUGUUUGUUGAGCCCCCAAAUGAAAUUAUUCCAUACGAAGUUUACAUAAAAAUGCAGGAAAAAAAGAAGUAUACAGUGUUCUCGGGGCUUAAGAACUUGAAAUACUUGCAAAUCACCGAUAGCAACUUAAGAGAGAUUGACUGGGAGUGGUUUGACGAUUUGAAGAGCCUUGAAAUAUUGUCGCUGGCAAACAAUCAGAUUGAAUACAUUCCUGAUUUUACUUUCCAUGCACUCAAGAACCUGCGAAUUCUAGUCUUAACGAAUAACAACAUUCAAAGUCUGAUAAGCACAAGUUUCGCUGGUCUAUUGUCCCUUGAAACUCUAGAUCUGUCCAAGAAUGAUUUGAUGGAGCUAUCAGACAUGUCAUUCCCACCCUUCCCUAAACUCAAAACCAUCGACUUGAGUGACAAUCCACUCAAAUUUGUGAGGGGAAACACUUUUGAGGUGAUGAAUAACACGCAGAAUUUAUACUUGGGCAGCAAAAGUGAGAACAUUAAAAUUCAAACAAAUGCAUUCACUGGCCUAGGUAUGCUACAAUCUCUCGAAAUCUCUGGUAUUCAACUCCAUCUUCUUGAGCGUGACUUCUUUCGUGGAAUGUCAGAUUUGAAAUACUUGCAACUUCAAGGAAGAAUUGAUUACUUGGCUUACGACGCUUUCGGAGAAAUACUUCUGACUAAAGAGAUAAUUUUGAGAAACUGCUCGAUACUUGCUUUAUCAAUGGAUACUUUUUAUGGUUUGUACAAUUUGGAAAAAAUCGACUUGUCUUACAAUAACUUGAAAAAACUCCCUCCGAAGUUGUUCGAGCAACAGACCCUGCUGAAGGAGAUAGUUCUGACCGGAAAUCAACUGACGGAUAUUCCUGCAAAUUUAUUUUCAGGCUUGUCACCGAAACUUAUUCACCUGCAGGACAAUCCAUGGCUGUGCACUUGUAAAAUGAAGAUUUGGGCAAUUUUGCCGAUAAACCAAGUGAGGCAGAAAAAGGAUAGGUCAUGUAAAUAUUAUGCCGAUAAAAGUUUCAGGUGCAGUUCAGAUGACAAUCAAGAGAUUGAGUAUGUCUAUAGUCGUAGUGUGGAACCGCGGUGUUCUGCGCCCAGUGAAUUCAAGGGCUGGACUGUUUCAAAGGUUUUGCGAAAAGGACGUGUUUGCAUAGAUUCUCUAAAUGACAAACAGAGGAGGUUGUACAAGAAACAGAAAUAUGAAAUGUACUUACAAAAAUCUGAAAAUAAAACGAAUCAUACUUUGUACGAAAAAACGGGUAUUCAUAAUGAUGUGAAAGGGGUAAUAGAAAGAAAACUUAAAACGUUUUGAGGCUGAAGGUUUUUUUGUGAGGACGUUAAAAUCUUAAAAAUUAUUUUUGUCACUCAGCAAUGGGCUCUGAACCUCUAAGACUGAUUUCAGUAAGAGGACUCAAGAUAUUGGUGCUUUUUUAUUUAAGAGACAAAAAUUCUGUCAUGAGGAACGUACGGAAGGGAAAAGAUUGGCUGUAUGAAAUGGGAAGAAAAAAAUCAACUUCCAGUAGAGGAGCUCAAGGUGAGAGUAAAUCAGAAAAAUAGAAAACAGAGGAUUGUAUUACAGCAAGAAAAAUAAAAUACACCUGCUGUAAAGUGUAGAAUUGAGUGGGACAGAAGUUCAGAUAGAGAUACAGUUUUGAGAGGACAUUAAGGACAGAAAACUUACCUCUUAGUAGAGUCGCUGCAGUGCCUUUAAAAAUACUCCUAAUUCCUCCUUCUUUAUACAAAUGUUUUACAACAUCAAUAGGGCCUUUGUAUUUGGCAUUUGAACCCUCUUGGAUCUAUAGAAAAAGAGCAAGAUGAACUGCAUGAGUAAAGCACUGUCUAACACCUAAGGAGUUGGUUAUGUCUUAUUUUUGAAUAUCAAGGUUAGCACGCAGCUUUCAGUUCCGAAAAGCAGACACAAAAAAUUGGUGCAAGUUCCUGCUUUUAAUAUAAAAAUAUUAAUUUGAGAGUUUUGUAAAGUAUGAUAGAAGGAUAAUUAGGUAGCAUAUAGUGAAAUUAAACAAAUUUUUUCGUCAUUAUUUGUAAAGUUAUUGAAUGAAAUGCUCAUCAUCUUAGUGCUUGUCAGUUUUUUUAAAGGAAUAGCAUCAAAUAGAAAGUCGAAAAUAAGUGUUCAGUAUUGUGAUUUUAAUAUGAAUUUUUCUUUUCUUUAUUUUUGGCGGGCGUUUGCCCCAAAAUGCUGUAAGACGUUUAAUUUAAGAACACUAAUAAUUCUUGUGCACCAAAACAAAAUAACUGCGAUGAAAUUCAAAGGAAGAGAGAUAAUUUUUGCUUCAUGAAAAUAUUAGCCUCUAUCUUCAAAAUCUGCAGGCAAUUAUUCAUUGAAGAAUUUAAAAAAUAUGUUCAUACCUGUAAGAGGCAUUUAAUCCUUUCACCAGGAGCCAUGAUGACGGUUGUGAAAACUCCGGCAAAAGCUCCAGCAUAAAAAAGUUGACUUGUACUUAACUGUUCAUUUUCGUUAUUUUGUUGAAUUUUUUUCCCAACGCCAAACCCAAAGAAACUUAAGGCAAAAAUUGGUGCUACUCCUGUCAAUGGCGCUGCCAUUCCUGUACAAAAUUAAGAUUUAACACAAAAUUAUGGGAAUGAAGAAAUUGCCUUUCCGUGAAUUAUAUUCUACACGAAAAUUUGGAGGAACCGUGGAUCAUAGUGCUUGAAUUCGUGCCUAGUCUAGAGGUCCAUUGAGUAAAAUGAAAUUCCCAAACAUUUCUCUGAUUUCCCAGACAAAUUUUGGAACAUAAAAUUUCCUGAUAUUUGAAGGUAUGCAAGAUUGUUAAAAAGGCAUGAUUUUUGACAGUUUUCAUAAAGUAAAUACAAAAGGUAAAGGUGAUUUAAUAAAAUGUUCUUGAGAUUUUUGUCAAUAUCUUUGACUUAUUCAAAUUCUGUGACACUUCCCGGUUUCCUAGUUCUCCCCGACUGUAGCAACCCUGUCUUUAAAAUAAUACACUUAGGAAAGUUUGUAACAUUGCAAAUCAAGAUACUCGUUUUGAUAAUUUCAUCAUUGACUCAAGGUUGAUAUUAGGAACCCUAGUUCCACUACUGUUCACUCCUGUUAAAAGUAAUGACUAGAUAUUCUGUGGCAGAUUACAGAUGUAAGUCACCCCUAUAAUCCUCGAGGAAUCUUCUGUCCCUCUGGAAAGGAAUGGAAUAAAUUGGAUGUUAGACAAGAA